Messenger RNA from Cavia porcellus (domestic guinea pig), 942 nucleotides. Its product is annotated as olfactory receptor 51G2-like. Gene Ontology annotation, molecular function: olfactory receptor activity; G protein-coupled receptor activity. Gene Ontology annotation, cellular component: plasma membrane. Lineage: Eukaryota; Metazoa; Chordata; Mammalia; Rodentia; Caviidae. The record is from RefSeq and is a predicted model, not a curated record. Gene Ontology annotation, biological process: G protein-coupled receptor signaling pathway.
AUGGAAAUCCCUGAAAACAGCAAUGCGAGCAGCUUCUUCUUCAUAUUGAUGGACCUCCCUGGCUUGCAGAAGGCUCACUGUUGGACAGCUAUUCCUAUCUGUGCCAUCUACGUCCUCUCUGUGCUGGGCAACAUCACCAUAAUGCACAUUGUCAAGACUGUGCCCAGCCUCCACACACCCAUGUACCUCUUCCUCUCCAUGCUGUCCAUGGCUGACCUGGGACUCUCAGCCUCUACACUGCCUUCCAUGGUAGCUGUCUUUUUCCUGGGCCAGAGGAAGAUAGGAGCUGCAACGUGCUUCAUGCAACUCUUCUUCAUUCACACCUUCUCUGUCAUUGAGUCAGCUGUUCUGUUGGCCAGCUUUGACCACUGCGUGGCUGUACAGGAGCCUUUGCGCUAUGCCACCAUUCUCACCACCAAGCGCAUCAGGGCCAUUGGGCUCACUGUUGUGACCCGUAGUGCCGUCCUUCAUCUACCCCUGCCUGUGCUCCUCAGCAGACUGCAUUUCCAGCCUGUAAGUGCUCUGUCUCACUCAUACUGUGUCCAUCCUGAUGUUCUAAGGCUGUCCCUUUCAAGCACUCUGGUCAAUAGUAGCUUAGGACUCUUUGUCAUGCUGUCCACCCUGGGAAUGGACGCUGUCCUCAUUCUGCUCUCCUAUGUGCUGAUCUUAAAGACAGUGCUGAACAUUGCUUCCAAUGCAGACAGGCUCAAAGCUUUCAACACUUGCGUUUCCCACAUCUGUGCUGUACUUCUGUUUUAUACCCCACUGGUGAGCCUGUCCAUGAUCCAUCGCUUUGGUACAAAAAAACUACCAGCUCAGGUAUACAUGUUUCUUUCCUACAUGCACUUUCUUAUGCCUCCAGUGCUCAACCCAAUAGUCUACAGCAUCAAAACCAAAGAGAUUCGAGUCCGCAUUGUAAGGAUGCUUCACCCCAAAAAGUGA